GCGCUGCUGCGCGGGUCGGGCGCGCUGAUGGCGCGCGGCGCGCUGCUCAGCGCGGGCAUGCAGCUCGGCUACGACGGCUGCAAGACGGCGUCGAAGCGGUACGGGUUCAUGGACGAGGGCUUCGCGCUCCACGCCGCCGCGUCGACGGCGGGGGCCUUCGGCGGGUGCCUGUGCUCGACGCCCGCGGACGUCGUCAUGACGCGGUUCCAGGCCGCGGGCAUGGGCGGCGCGAACCCCUACGGCUCGUCCCUGGCCUGCGCCGCGGCCAUCCUCAAGGCCGACGGGCCCCUCGCCUUCUACCGCGGCUUCACGCCCUUCUUCGUGCGCCUCGCGCCCGUCUUCGUCGUCUCGCUCCCGCUGACGGAGCAGAUCCGCAAG
Molecule: messenger RNA, 378 nt
Organism: Aureococcus anophagefferens
Lineage: Eukaryota; Pelagophyceae; Pelagomonadales; Pelagomonadaceae
Exons: 1
Source: RefSeq, a predicted model, not a curated record